Molecule: messenger RNA, 1694 nt
Organism: Hevea brasiliensis (rubber tree)
Lineage: Eukaryota; Viridiplantae; Streptophyta; Magnoliopsida; Malpighiales; Euphorbiaceae
Product: BTB/POZ domain-containing protein At1g55760
Exons: 5
Coding region: 456-1442 (328 amino acids)
Molecular function (GO): protein binding
Source: RefSeq, a predicted model, not a curated record
UUAGCAUUUAGAAUUGCCUCUCAGUGCUCCCAAAAUCACCAAAUAUAAAAAUAAAAAAAUUCCCAAUAAGCAUCCAAUAAAUAAUUGCUCUCAGCCUCCCCUGAAGUUUACUGUGUGCCAACAAACGCACCCCAAACUCUCUCUCUCUCUCUCUCUCUCUCUCUGGUCUUGAACAAACUUCACCAUCAAUGGCGUAAAGCAACACCAAUUCCCCUGCGAGGCCCAAACCAUUGAAAGCAUUGCAGUGACCAGAAGCUGAGAAGAAGAAGAAGAAGAAGAAGAAGAAGAAGAGCUUUCAGGGCCCUUUUUUCUCUUUUUUUGGGCUUCUGGGUUUAUGUUUAUGAGGAGUGAAGAUAAAGAGACUAGUAAACCUGGGAAAGGCAAGUGCUUAUUUGCUAGAAGGAACGAUAUUCGAUUGCAUUCAUGAAAUCCCUGUGGCUCUCGCUUUCGCUAAGAUGAGUGAUUCCGCUUAUAAAGUUGAAACCACUUCGCGUCUUGCUCAAUGGAGAAUAGACAAUCUUGCUUCCUGUACGUACCGUAAAUCCGAUCCUUUCAAGAUCGGCAGGUGGAAUUGGCAUUUGUCAGUGGAGAGGAACCGGGUAUUAUUUGUUAAAUUGUAUCCAGAGAUAUCAAACCUUACCAGAGACAAUCCCCCAGCAGCAUCAUUCAUUAUUCGAGUUGUUUGUUCUGUGGGAGAUCGCAAGGCCUUGAUUCAUCCAGAGAUAACAGACAGGCAGCUCAAGAAUAAAGACGAUUUUGUUUGGCAAAUUGAAGCUCCAUUAACCGGGAAAUUCAUCAUUGAUGUUGAAUUUCUUGAUUUGAAGACAGCAUCUCCAGAUGGUGGAGAACCGUGUUCCAUCUGGGCUGAACGAUCUUCAAAAAAGCAAUCAAAUGCAACAGCUCUUGCAUCCCUUGGUCGAAUGUUGACAGAAAGCAUCCAUACAGACAUUACAAUUAAUGCUUCUGAUGGAAGCAUUGGAGCCCAUCGUGCAGUCCUUGCUGCAAGAUCACCUGUUUUCCAAAGCAUGUUUUCUGAUGACUUAAAAGAGAGGGAGCAGUCUACCAUAAAUAUCUCUGAUAUGUCAAUUGAGGCUUGCCAGGCUUUUGUCAAUUGCAUUUAUGGAAGCAUCCAACAUGAAGAAUUUCUUUUCCACCGUCUGGCAUUUCUCCAAGCAGCUGAUAAAUAUGAUAUUGGGGACUUGAAAGAGGCAUGCUAUGAGAGUCUUUUGGAGGAUAUAGAUACAAAGAAUGUACUGGAGAGGCUACAAAGUGCAUCCUUGUAUCAGUUACCAAAACUAAAGAUGAGCUGCAUGCAGUAUCUUGUGAAGUUCGGUAAGAUAUUUGACAUUCUAGAUGAUUUCUGUGUCUUCAUGCAAUGUGCAGAUAGGGAUCUGAUAGCUGAAGUUUUCAACGAAGCUCUCAAUGCCUGGAAAGGAUUCUAAAACUCUGGUAUAUCAGAAAAAGGAAAGUGUGUUUAAGUCAAUUGUUUUUUAACAUGUCCUCAUAAGUGGGUGCUUUGAAAGAUUGAUAUGGAUAAUUUGUUGCCAUCAAGAUAAUUCAUUGAUCCGAGGAAUUUGUUUUCUUCAUGUAAAUACAUAUUGGAUUUCAGGACAUAGACAUACUACCCCUGUUAAAGAUGAUCCUGUAUUCAUGAAUUCUUGAUUGCAUGAAAUGUAAAUGAUUUAUUAUUUGAA